Messenger RNA from Gilbertella persicaria, 3232 nucleotides. RefSeq lists its product as uncharacterized. The coding region runs from base 42 to 3104 and encodes 1020 amino acids. Gene Ontology annotation, cellular component: Set1C/COMPASS complex. Gene Ontology annotation, molecular function: histone H3K4 methyltransferase activity; RNA binding; protein binding. The record is from RefSeq and is a predicted model, not a curated record. The transcript has 9 exons. NCBI's taxonomy places the organism in Eukaryota, Fungi, Mucoromycota, Mucoromycetes, Mucorales, Choanephoraceae.
AAUCAUUAUCCUUUUUCUUUCUCUUUUAUUUGAAUCUAUCCAUGGAUUCAAAAUGGUCUUCACAUACAACUGGAAGGGGUCCUCGCAACUAUAAGUGUAUAUAUGACCCAGAACUAGACACUCAAGGCUUAAGAACAAGUUCUCAAGCUCAAUACGAGUAUGAGGGUGAUCGCGUCAUAACUCCCCGGGAUCCUCGACAAGACAAACAGUUGUAUGAGCGAGGGUUUAGUAAACAUCGAUAUGUUUAUAAAAGACACCUUCUUGAAGUGAAUUACAAGUUUGAUGAGCAUUCAGUUGGACCAAAGCCUCCUACGACAGUACUGGCAUCUGGUCUAUCUCCCUUAAUGACAGAAUCACAAAUCAUGACUUAUUUCUCAGUUUACGGUCAAGUAUCCAGCGUGGAAAUUGUCAAAUGUGUUACCACAGGUGGUUCUUUGGGUAUUGCUCAUGUUUCAUUUACUUCUGACGAAUUAAACGAUGGUCAUGCAGCAGCUUGUCUUGCUGUUGAAAAGGGUAAUGGACGUCAAAUGGGCUCAGCUGAACAUGUCAAAGUAUGCUUUGAUGCAACAGGCGAGAAAUUAAAAUUGGCUGUUGCAGAUGCUUCUAAUACAGACCCCAAAAAGGGAACAUCCAAUCACACAUCUACCACACCACAGCAUAAAUCUCGACAUGAUUCAUAUCAUAGUGAAUUGAAUGAAUGGGAUCGAUAUGAUGCUCGUCGCUAUGCCCGUUAUUCUCCCCGUGAUGAUUACUAUCGAUCUUCGUACAAUGGCAGCAGCAGGGACUAUUAUGACGACUACAAAUACAGAGAUGAACGGCCCUCUUCUCGAUACCAUCCACCACCACCACCACCUCAUUAUGCUCGUUAUCGUCCUCAUAUGGACUCACCUCAUCACCGUCCUUCACGCUGGAAUCGUAGUCCAAGUAUGAGUUCGCAUGAUUCACGGUACAAAAGUAGAAGCAGAAGUCGAAGUCGAAGUAUAGACAGAAACUAUUAUCCAAGAUGGGAAAAUGAAUCAGAAUGGCGUCAUGGAAGCAAUAGACGAAAACAAAGCGAUUAUUGGGAUAGGCCACCUUAUGAAGAAAAGUCAACGACUUCAACAAGGCCUAUUUUAGCCAUUUCAAGGAAAUGUUUACCGUUUGUCAGAGGCGUCUUGGAAGACUUAAGAAAGUUGUUUUAUUAUUACAAUUGUGUUGAUAUUUACCAUGAUGAAGCAGACUGGUUAAUUGUGUUUGACUCACUGACAAUAGCAAAAAAGGCACUGGAUGCAACCAACGAUCAACAAGUGAUGGGAUAUAAACUCUACAUUACACUUCGACAUCCAUCUGUAAAUAAUACGUUAGACACCAUAGAGAAAUCAACGUUAAAUAUACCUAAAGAGCCUCAAACAAAUGGACAUUCGACUGUAGAACCACCCAUUUCUGCACACGAUUUGUUCUUUAAGCAAUUAGCAGACGUCUUUUUGAAAGAUUUGAAGAAUCGUAUCGCAGGCCCGUUUAUUCAUGAUUAUCACAAGACAAAUCGAUCUAGCAAAAAGAUUGAAAUUAAAGCGACUGUAGAAGAAGAAUUGCCUGGAACACAAGUGAUUGAAUCUAUCUUGAAUACUAGCAAACUGCCACGAUUUAAAAAGAAAAAAGCCAAAUAUACAACAUUUCCAGAAGAAAGUGAAGAGGACGAAGAGGAAGCAGAAGAGAAUGGAAAAGAAUCUACUUUAGAACUUCCUCAAGAACAACCCAAAGAGCAAGAUGAUGCACCUAUGUUUUCAAGUUCUGAAGAAGGAGAAUAUCAUUCAGGCAUGGAAGAUGAAGAAGAAGAGGAGGAACAAGUCGAAUCUAAUACAGAAAAGAAUCGCCCACGACGUCUUCGAGACUAUCUCAGUGAUGACAGUAGCGUGGAUGAACACGACGCCUUUUUGAAGCAGUUGCAACAAGAACAAGACGAUGUACAAAUGGAAGAAAUGAAUGGAUUAGAUCAAGAUGAUUUUGUAGAACAUGAUAUCUCACAACGCAAACGAAAACGAGCGCUUACAAAGAAAGCAAAUAAAAAGUUGAAGCGGGCUUUAAGUGACGAUGAUACCAGUGAAUACUAUGAUUCACCCAAGAAGCAAAAGAAACAAACGAUAAAGAAAAGAAAGACCAAACUGGCCAGACCACCAUUACCAGAACGUAUUUAUGAAGUUAUUGAAGAAGAUUUGUCCAAGUACAGCAGUAUAGAAGAAGAGGAAGAAGAAGAGGUAGUAGAAGAAAUAGUGGAUCAAGCAACCAUUGAGCAAGAAUUAUUGGCUUCAGAUUCUUCAGAUUCAGAGGAAUUGACUGAAUUGCCUGAAAAGAGUAAUGAACCUCCAGAAUGGGAUCCAUUUAAUCAAAUCAGUGAUCCUGAAGAUUACUGGUUCUUGAGAGCUGUUUUUCUGGAAAAAGCAGGCAUCUCAUUAGAAGAACCAGUGACAAAUGUUAUUAGAGGAGGAUGUGCCCGUGCCCAGGGCUAUUACAAGAUCCCAGAUGCCAUGAAGGCUACUUAUUUACCAAGAAACAAAGCAGUCAUUGAUAUUCCUUCAGACACAACACGUAUUUCAUCGCGUGCAACCCGCGUUAAUAAUCGACGAUUAGUUGUGGGCAUGGAAAUGCAGAAAAAAACAAUUGAUUCAGAUAUUCUUAAAUUCAAUCAAUUACAGAGUCGAAAGAAACAAUUACGGUUUGCCAAAUCACCUAUUCACGACUGGGGACUGUAUGCAGAAGAACAUAUUGAUGCAAAUGAUAUGGUCAUUGAAUACGUGGGUGAAAUGAUUCGACAGCAAGUGGCAGAAGAGCGUGAAAAGAAAUAUGAACGAUGUGGUAUUGGUAGUAGUUAUUUGUUUCGUGUGGAUGAUGAUACAGUGAUCGAUGCUACAAAAUGUGGAAAUGUGGCUCGUUUUAUCAACCAUUGCUGUGCACCUAAUUGUAGUGCCAAGAUUAUUACUGUAGAUAAACAAAAAAAGAUUGUUAUUUAUGCAAAUCGAGAUAUUGAACCUGGUGAAGAAAUUACAUAUGACUACAAGUUUCCUAUUGAAGCAGAUAAGAUACCUUGUCUUUGCGGUAGCAAGUAUUGUAAGGGAACGCUUAAUUAAUACCAUUUUGUUGUCCUUCUUGUAUAAAAUAGAUUUUUCACUUGCCAUAUAGUUGCAUAUAUACACACGCCUUUUCUUUAAGAAGGCAAUCUAACUCAAUAAAGUACUACUUGUCAGAUACUAGGCAC